AUGCCGGAGCCCAGGCCCGCGGUGGCCGCGGCUCCCACGCCGCCUGCCGCCCGCGAGAACCCCGCCCUUUCGGCCUGCCGGAAAUGGUUCUGUGUCGACGUCACUUCCGCUCACUGGCCUCCGGCUGAGCGUGGAGCUCCGCCCCCCUGCACGUGGCUGAGCGGCGCGAGGAAGGCGGGACGCACAGACCCUCCGGAGCCCCGCCAGCCGCGCCUGCGCCCUGCGAUAACAGAGGCUUUCGGAUCUGCACCGCAGAGCGAUAACUUCGGCCUGCAUUUCACGGAUCAUGGUAUCGACUCAGGGAAAAGCCAAGUGGCAGAGUCACACUCGAGCCGGGAUCCCUGUGGCCCAGAGCCCGACCGUCACACUGAUUGCAAAACUACCUUAAGAACUAUCGCAUUAUCCACCUCACCCUUUGAAUUAUUUCCUCUCCAGGCCAAAGAGAGAAGCCAUCACCACGGCUUUGAUGCAGACCGAGAUGCCAAAAAGCUAUACAAAGCCUGCAAAGGAAUGGGAACGGAUGAGGCGGCCAUCAUCGAAGUCUUAUCCAGUAGGACAUCAGAGCAGAGGCAACAGAUAAAGCAGAAGUACAAGGAGAAGUAUGCCAAGGACUUAGAGGAGGUGCUCAAGAGUGAACUGAGUGGAAACUUCGAGAAGACGGCUUUGGCCCUUCUGGAUCGGCCCAAUGAGUAUGCGGCUCGGCAACUGCAGAAAGCAAUGAAGGGCCUGGGCACCGAUGAAGCCAUGCUCAUAGAGAUCCUAUGCACAAGAAGCAACAAGGAAAUCAUCGCCAUCAAAGAAGCUUACCAAAGGUUAUUUGGCAGGAGCCUUGAAUCUGAUGUCAAAGAUGACACAAGUGGGAACCUGAGAAAGAUUCUGGUGUCCCUGUUACAGGCCAAUCGCGAUGAAGACGAUACUGUGGACAAAGAGUUGGCUGGUCGGGAUGCCAAAGAUUUGUAUGACGCAGGCGAAGGCCGCUGGGGCACCGACGAGCUGGCCUUCAAUGAAGUCUUGGCCAAGAGGAGCUUCAAGCAGCUUCGUGCCACCUUCCAAGCUUAUCAGAUUCUCAUUGGCAAAGACAUGGAAGAAGCCAUUGAAGAGGAGACAUCAGGAGACUUGAAGAAGGCCUAUUUAACUAUAGUGAGUUGUGCCCAGGACCUUGAGGGCUAUUUUGCUGACCUACUCUACAAGGCCAUGAAGGGUAUGGGGACAGAUGAGGAGACGUUAAUUCGCAUCAUUGUGACCAGAGCAGAGGUGGACCUGCAGGGGAUAAAAGUCAAGUUCCAGGAGAAGUAUCAGAAGUCACUUGCUGACAUGGUUCGCUCGGAUACCUCUGGGGACUUCCAGAAACUGCUGGUAGCUCUCUUGCACUGAUCCACGCCUGAGGAGAAACCCCCCA
Apodemus sylvaticus (European woodmouse) is the source of this 1399-nucleotide messenger RNA. It is a transcript of the gene Anxa13, whose product is annotated as annexin A13. Lineage: Eukaryota; Metazoa; Chordata; Mammalia; Rodentia; Muridae. Gene Ontology annotation, cellular component: cytoplasm. The transcript has 13 exons. Gene Ontology annotation, molecular function: calcium-dependent phospholipid binding; calcium ion binding. The record is from RefSeq and is a predicted model, not a curated record. The coding region runs from base 1 to 1374 and encodes 457 amino acids.